Molecule: messenger RNA, 2724 nt
Organism: Xiphias gladius (swordfish)
Lineage: Eukaryota; Metazoa; Chordata; Actinopteri; Istiophoriformes; Xiphiidae
Product: sodium- and chloride-dependent GABA transporter 2-like
Exons: 14
Coding region: 1-1797 (598 amino acids)
Biological process (GO): sodium ion transmembrane transport
Cellular component (GO): membrane
Source: RefSeq, a predicted model, not a curated record
AUGGAGGAGCGGGGCCAGUGGAGCAACAAGUUAGAGUUUGUCCUGUCAGUCGCUGGCUCCAUCAUCGGCCUGGGCAAUAUGUGGCGCUUCCCUUACCUCUGCUACAAGAACGGAGGAGGUGCAUUCCUCAUCCCCUACCUGAUCUUUCUGUUCACCUGUGGCGUUCCCGUCUUCUUCCUGGAGACAGCCCUGGGCCAAUUCACCAGCCAGGGCGGCGUUACCUGCUGGAGAAAAAUCAGUCCGUUGUUUGAAGGUCUUGGCUAUGGUACCCAGGUGAUAGUGACUCUGUUGAACUUCUACUACAUCAUCGUUCUGGCCUGGGGGAUUUUCUACCUGUCUUUUUCCUUCUCUUGGGACCUGGCCUGGUCAUCCUGCAACAACACAUGGAAUACAGGUAACACGUGUGCAUCAAAGUACAACAGAGGGUCCUACCAAAAAAACUGUGUGGAGUUUCAGAGGAGAAACACCUCAAUUAACGCAACAAUCAACCUAAAUGUCAGCUCUCCUGUCAUUGAGUUCUGGGAGAGAAGAGCGCUGAGAAUUUCCCCAGGCAUUGACAACAUGGGCUCUCUGAACUGGGACCUAGCUCUGUGUCUGUUCAUUGCCUGGGUCAUGUGCUACUUCUGCAUCUGGAAGGGGGUGAAAUCCACAGGAAAGGUGGUCUACUUCACUGCGACCUUCCCAUAUGUGAUGCUGAUUGUGCUGCUGAUCAGAGGGCUCACCCUGCCUGGUGCUGGGAUAGGCAUCCAGUUCUACCUUUACCCUGACCUGGGACGACUAUCGGACCCACAGGUGUGGAUGGAUGCUGGCACCCAGAUCUUCUUCUCCUAUGCCAUCUGUUUAGGGUCGCUGACAGCUCUGGGCAGCUACAACAAAUACAACAAUAACUGCUACAGAGAUUGCCUCGCUCUGUGCUUUUUGAACAGUGGCACCAGUUUUGUGGCAGGCUUUGCCAUCUUCUCCAUCCUGGGUUUCAUGUCUUAUGAACAGAAUGUUCCCAUCUCAGAAGUAGCAGAAUCUGGUCCUGGCCUUGCCUUCAUAGCUUAUCCCCGUGCUGUGUCCAUGAUGCCCUUCUCGCCUUUGUGGGCCGCCCUCUUCUUCAUCAUGAUUGUUUUUCUGGGGCUGGACAGCCAGUUUGUGUGUGUCGAGAGCCUUGUGACGGCGAUAGUCGACAUGUACCCCGCUGUGUUUCGCCGUAAAAACCGCAGGGAGCUCUUCCUGUUAGGCGUUGUCCUCUUCUCCUUCCUAAUGGGCCUCAUCAUGUUGAUGGAGGGGGGUAUGUACGUCUUCCAGCUCUUUGAUUACUAUGCAGCCAGUGGCAUGUGUCUUCUCUUCAUGUCCAUCUUUGAGACUGUCUGCAUUGCAUGGGUCUAUGGUGCAGAUCGCUUUUAUGACAACAUUGAGGACAUGAUUGGCUACCGUCCAGGACCUUACAUCAAAUACUGCUGGUUGUUCUUCACCCCAGCCACGUGCAUUGGUACCUUUGCCUUCUCCCUCAUCAAAUACACUCCUCUGAAGUACAACAAUGAGUAUGUGUACCCCUGGUGGGGCUAUGUCAUUGGCUGGCUGCUUGCUCUCUCCUCCAUGGUCUGCAUCCCACUCUGGAUGGUGUACAAAAUCAGCACUACCCAGGGGACACUCAGAGAGCGCAUCCAGCUGCUCAUCACACCAUCUGACGAUUUACCCAAAACCAAGAGGGAGCAGGAGAAGUUACUGGCCAUCUUUGCUCCUGAGGGAGAUGCCACCAUGACUAGAAAUGGCUACUUUCCUGUCUCAGAGAAGGACUCCAACAUAUGAGGCCCCAGUGGUGAUGUGUAUGUGAGAGACAUGUGGGUUUGGGUUCCAUUAUUGACUUGCUGCACCCUUCCUCCAUCCCAAAGAUCACUGCAGGGAAAGAUAGAACAAACUGUCACAUGAUCUACUUUAAUACAUAACAUUUAUGGAGGACUCAGGAGACAAUAGGCCUACAGAGCUGGGUUUGGCAGCACUUGUAUGUUUCAGGGAUGGCAGUAAUGUGAUAAAAGAAGGAUAAAGAAAAAGAAAUUAAAAGUAGUUUGUCAUUAAUUGGAUCACUUAGAGGUUUUAGAGGGGACAAGGGCAUUUUUUCAGGGACAAAAGUAAUUUGCUCUACUCAAACUGAAAUCUAUUAAUAUGCUGGCAUAUAUUUCUCAGCUCUGCGGGUGAAAUUUAUGAGUCAGCCUUAUUCCUAAAACAUAUUACGAUUUUAUAAUAGAAGUUAAUGGUAUUUUUAUUUCUGUUAAAUAUGGUAAAUGUAGACAAAAGAUACACAGGUUCCAACAAAAGUUUCAAAAUAAAUUUUUUAGUCUGCACCGUAAGGAUGAGUUUUGUGCAAAUAUAUGACAGCAAAAUCAGUAAUAGUACAGGUUAACCAUUUGUUAUCACUGAAAAGUGGGCUACAUGUAAGUUGAAGUCUCCUUGUGUAUCUGACAUCACUUUGUGGCUAUUUAGUUACAUUUGUAUUAUAUAUUGUAAUAUCAUAAUUGAUUGGGGAAAUUUUCCUUUUUGUAUUUACUGGAAUUGAAAUAAAAUGUUAUAUUUUACAUGACUAGACUGUGAAAAUAUAGAAUGCCAGUGAAAAUUAAAAUUCUAACACUGUAACAGUGCAGUAGAUUUAGGACUGACAUGAUAAAUACAAUGUAGUUUCAUAUUUUGUACUGUAACAUAAUAUGACUGUACAAAUAAAUUUGAUUCUUGUAAGUACGU